AUGACAGAUGUGUUAACAAUCGCGAUUAGGCGUAUGGCUCGGGAUCUACCUUUGCAAUCCCCUCGGGAGACGAUGAUGCUAGGCUUCACUGGCUACGUUGUGUUUGGCCUUAUCACCGGGUGUGGCUAUGACAAGAUCACGAAGAAUGUGCCCCUGUUCAUCUUCUUUUAUGGCAUGCUGCACGCCAUGGGGAGUCUGGGACCGGGGAACCUCAACGGACUUGUCAGCGCCGAAUCAUUUCCUACUCCCAUCAGGGGAACAUUCUAUGGUAUAUCUGCCGCGGUCGGCAAGGCAGGCGCUGCGAUCGGCACGGAAGCAUUCACGCCUAUCCAAGACAACCUGGGCAAAAAGUACACUCCCCGUUUAUUUGACGCGUGGACGUUCAUCGUCGCCGCGAUCUGCGGUGUCCUCGGCGUUGUGCUCACGUACUUCUUCGUUCCCGAGAUGACGAACAUCGACUUUGCGGACGAGGACGAGAAGUUCCUCCUGUACCUCGCCGACAACGGGUGGGAGGGGGUCGUCGGCGACGGUGACUCUGCAUUCAGUGCUGAUGAGGUUGUGAGCGUCGAAGAGAAGGAAGCAAUGCAGUUCAAGCUUGUUGCAGUCCUCUUCGCUCUGGCGUUCCUUCUCGGCGCGUCGGCGGUCAGCGUUCCCCCGGACGCCACCGAGAUCGUGUCUGAAGCCCUUGAUGAGUGUGUUUUAGUGCACCUGGGCUUCCAGGGCGACGCCCCGUGCCACACGGUCGCUGUUACCCUGGGUUGUAACUACGCGAAGCCCGGCUUGAUUGUGACUCCUUUGUCGUGCCUUGUGGGCCCUCGUGGACCUGGGUGCUGUGUGUUCUGUGUGAUAGCCGCGGGCCUGGAAGAACUGCGGCAACGUCCGAUCCUCGAGGAGUGUAGCAUAGUAUAUCCACCUGCAGCGUCAUGGCACGAGUCUCUCUGGCUCGACUUCAACACUUCUCCUUUCGCCGCUGCCGCCAUGUUCGACGAAAUAGACCCGCCCUCCCCGUCCGGUGCACUGGUUUCCUUGGCUCCGCUCGACCCCGAGUGGCAGCCGAUCCUGCACAUAUCCGACCAGGUCGUGCUCUACAACCCGACCUCACAUGCUCUCUCCAUCCGCACAACGCCAAACGCGAGCCUGGCCCGCCGCGCGUCUCGCCAUUGCCCGUAUUGCCACCGGACGAUCCCUGCCGAAAUGCAUGCCGCGCAGGACGUCGACGUCGACGAUGUUGAGCACGGCAAAUUCGAGGACGACGAGUUCACCUGGCGGCCGCGGAGCCGCGCGUCGAACUAUUUCCAGCUGCUGGAAACGGCGAACGAGACAAUGUCGAGACCGGCAACCCCCCAGCGCACCAUACCCGCGCACGAAGACAGCUCGCGCUCGACCGACAGCUCAAAUGGCGGACGAGCGUUCAGGGCCGACAAUAUGGCAGAAGGCUACUUCAAGGCCUUCUUCCGCGAAGAAGGCAGAUUGGGAAUGGGUGCAAACGGGACGGUCUACUUGUGCCAGCAUGUCUUGGAUGGAAACUCAUUAGGCCAUUUUGCGGUGAAGAAGAUCGCCGUCGGCCAGUCUCAUAGCUACCUUCUCAACAUCCUACGUGAAGUACGCUUGUUGGAGCAGCUCCAUCAUCCGAACAUCGUCACGUACCACCAUGCAUGGAUGGAGACAUGUCAGUUCUCUACGUUUGGCCCUCAUGUGCCCACGCUGCACGUUCUCAUGCAAUGGGCGGAAGGAGGGAGUCUUGACGACUUCAUCGACGCCCGCCUGGGGCGCCGCGCUCCGACGCAUCUGCCCCACCUCCACCUGGCGACUACCACCGCACCUGGCUCGUCCGGCGCGUCCUCCCCUGGCCUUGCGGCCGACACAAACACACUGCCGUCGCCCUCCGCGUACUCGCGCUCAGCGCGCAUCCGCGCGUUCCGCGCACUGCAGCGCGCCCCGCCGGGCGAGCGCGAGCGGCUGAGGCGGGAGCUGGGCCUGGACGGCGGCGGGAAGAGCGGGGGGCCCGCCGACUGGAAGGCGGUGCAUUUACUGAGUGCGGAGGAGGUGCGGGGGCUGUUCGGGGACAUCGUCUCCGGGAUCGCGUUCUUGCACGACAAGUCGAUCCUGCACCUCGACCUGAAGCCCGGGAACGUGCUCCUGACAUGGGACGAGGGCCGUCUGAUCCCGCGCGCGAUGCUCUCCGACUUUGGCACCUCGCAGGACAUGCUCAAGUCGCGGAUGCGAUCGGGGAACACCGGCACCCUGGAAUACUCCUCGCCGGAGUCGCUGCCCUCGCCCACCGGCCAGCUGAAGCAGGUCACCUCCAAGGCGGACAUGUGGUCUGUCGGCAUGAUCCUCCACAAGCUGCUGUUCUUCCGGCUGCCAUACCAGCACGCGUCCGACAGUGCACGGGCGCACGGCGCGGGCCAGUCGGGAGACGCGACGGAUGCGGCGGAUGCGGAUGCGGACGCGCUGGAGAGGGAGGUGCAGACGUACGCUGGCUUCAGGCCGUCGAGCGCGCUCGCCACCGCGUUCCAGUCGCGCAGGCUCCCCGAGGCGUAUCUGAUGCUGCUCGAGGGCCUCCUGAAUAUCAACCCAUCGACACGGCCGACGGCAGAGCGCGUGCUGGCCGCCGUCCGCGAGGGCAGGCUCGACCCCCUUUCAGCCGAGGCGAGCGACCGGCCGGGCUCCAGCGGGUCGCUCAUCCCGAUGCCCCUGCGGCGCGUGUUCGACGCCACGGCGCUGCUCGCCAGCUCCAUCAGCCCGAGCCCGAGCCCGGACCUGCACGCCUGGGUGUCGUCGCAGGAGCCGGACGCCGCCCCGCUGGCCGCGCGCGAACCGUCGGCCGCAGAGAAGCGCGCGCGCGAGCCAUCCGCUGCGCCCACGCCCGUGCCUGCGCACGCGAGAGCGCUCCCGUUCGGCCUGAGCACGAACGGCGUGUGGGCGUGUACGCUGAGCGUGGGCGGGCGGCAGGCCCACGUGCGGAUCCCGCGCGUGGUGUGGCUGCGGACGGUCAAGUCGUGCGUGCUUGUGGCCAAGGUGCUCAGCGUGUCGCGGAUCUGCGUUGGCACCGGCACGCGCACCGGCCUCGGCCUUGACGCGCACGCGAACCCGCUCGUCGCGGCGCUCGUGCUCGCGCUCGCGGUGGUGGAUACGUGGUUCGAGACGCUCAUGCCGACGCUCGUGCUGGGCCUGCUGCACGUCGUGGCUGUAGCCUAUGGGGCGGCACGCGGAUGCUAA
This is a messenger RNA of Postia placenta MAD-698-R-SB12, 3222 nucleotides long. RefSeq lists its product as hypothetical. The transcript has 19 exons. NCBI's taxonomy places the organism in Eukaryota, Fungi, Basidiomycota, Agaricomycetes, Polyporales, Adustoporiaceae. Gene Ontology annotation, molecular function: protein kinase activity; transmembrane transporter activity; ATP binding. The coding region runs from base 1 to 3222 and encodes 1073 amino acids. The record is from RefSeq and is a predicted model, not a curated record. Gene Ontology annotation, biological process: transmembrane transport; protein phosphorylation. Gene Ontology annotation, cellular component: membrane.